AUGAUACUUCGUGGUCAACCUUGGACCUUUGAUGGCUAUGUGAUAGCCCUGCAGAAGAUUUAUGGGGAUGAACAGCCCUCGGAGAUCAAACCUCACACAUCCCCUUUCUGGGUUAGAAUCUACGAUCUGUCGCUUCGCUACAGAACUGAGGAAGCGGUUACCCAGAUUGGGAGAAGCUUCGGAGAGGUGAUAGACUUUGACAAAUCCAGUGGUUGCGUAGCAGGCAAGUAUAUGAGAGUUAAGGUUGUGCUCGACCUUUGUAACCCUCUUAAACGUGGGACGCAGAUACAGCUAGUGUCCCAACAGGCAGGGAAAAUUUUCUUCAAAUAUGAGCGCUUGCCGGAUAUAUGCUUUGCAUGUGGCGGACUUGGUCACUCCAUUAAAUCUUGCCCCGAUAAGGAAGAUGAUGAAGAUGAUGAGGAAGGGCCACAAAACCUUCCAUAUGGGGCGUGGUUACGUGCUUCCCCCAAAAAGAACGUUAUGGUGAGGAAGGAGGGUUUUCUCGAGGAGCGCAAGAGUUUGUUCCAAGAGGAAUCGAGCAACAGAACAAUACCCAAAGAGCCCGCUUUUGAGAAAUUGGGGCGUUACACCGCUAGUUCUGAAGAUAGCUCUGAAGCAAUACCCAAGCAGAUGGAGGAGAAUGGCGAUAUUGAGGAACAAGAGAAAGGUGAUCAACAGAGGGAAGAAGGUCUGGAUCAAGUGGCGGAUGUCCUGCAACAGAUAUCCCUGGAUCCGGGGGGCAAGCAGGCCGAGAAGGAGGCCACAACUGCUAAGAAGUCAGUAGAAGAAGGAGGGGAUGAUGAAAGCACUGAAGAGUCACAUGAACAUCAGCAGCCGGCUAGUCCAGAGAAUAAAAGCCACCAGGUUAAGACAGGGAAGGGUGCAUCGUGGAAACGCUUGGCCGGGAAACAAGCAGCAAAGCCCACACAAGUGUUGCCCACUGUAUGUUCCAAAAGGACAGACAUGGAUAUUGAUGAGGUGGCUGACGUUACUGGAAGUAAGGAGAAGAAGAGCAAGAACCUAAUGCAAAUUGAUGAUGAAUCGGCCGUACUGGAGGACCAGCACCGCCGGGAGCCAUGA
Molecule: messenger RNA, 1080 nt
Organism: Lotus japonicus
Lineage: Eukaryota; Viridiplantae; Streptophyta; Magnoliopsida; Fabales; Fabaceae
Exons: 2
Coding region: 1-1080 (359 amino acids)
Molecular function (GO): nucleic acid binding; zinc ion binding
Source: RefSeq, a predicted model, not a curated record